UUGUGUGCUACUUGUCAUAAACCUAUAACCACCAAAUCGGUCAAGGCUCUUGAAAAGAGAUAUCAUACACAAUGUUUCGGCUGUGCAGACUGUGGAACGCCAAUUCUGUCAAAGUAUUUUCCUUUUGAAAAAGAAGAUGGUGAGAAAAUACCUCUUUGUGAAGACCAUUUUUACAAAAGACGAGGUCUUACAUGUUGUGUCUGUGAUAGUUAUUUGAAAGGAACACACUUCACUGUAUUUGGAAGAAAGUAUGAUGCUGAACAUUUCUGUUGCAAAAUAUGUGCUAAAAAAUUUGACACUGAGGAAGAUUUUUUCAAUCAUGAUAACAACAUUUAUUGUCAUUAUCAUUUUUCCAAGUUUUUCAUUGAACGUUGUGAGGGUUGUGAAUUUGCAAUUUUGAAACAAUACGUUGAGAUAUUUCGAGGUGGUAGAAAUCAAAAAUGGCACGUUGAAUGUUACAUGAUCCAUAAAUGCUGGAAUGUAUCCAUAUCCCCAGGCAGCAUAGGAAUUGCAGCUCCACCUAUAAUAGAACCUACCGAAGAAAAUUUGAAGUUACCAGAUAUAAAUCCAACUCCAGAAGAACUGAUCGAUAUGGAAACAAAAGCUGGAGAGAAGAUAUCUGAAAUUUGGAACACGUUAUUCAAGUUUGAAGAAGAUACAGCGACUUGUAUCUCUGAUAUGUUACAGUUUGCAACUAUUCAUGAUCAACGAAAGGGUUUGGUGGCUACUGUGCGUUUAAUUUUGAAGAUCGAUGCACUUUUCAAAAGUAUUGAUAGUUUGCAUCGCUUGGGAAUCAAUUCUCAAGUUAAUCACAAAAAUGUUAAUACUGCAGCUGCUGUGGACGAUGAUGUUGUGGCUUUUCAAACGUUGAAGAAAGAGCCUAGGAAUCUAUCAGCCAAGAUAAUGAUCUAUUUGGCUAUCUUGAGGAAAGCUAGUAAAGGUGUUUCUGAUCCGAGUAACUCACAGGAUCUGAUUUUAUCUGUCGUCACUGGUUUAGCUCAUUAUUUGAAAUUAUUGAUAAGAUAUGGUUUAUACAACUCGUUGCAAUAUAAUAAAUCAUUCCAUACUACAAACGCUCUGGAUAAAUUUUUGAGAGAAAUAAGGGUACAUGAAAAUAUCCCAAAUGAUCCUUUGGAUUCAUUAGAUAUCCCAUUAGAUGCUUCGGAUCUUUGUGCUCAUUGUCAAAAGAGUAUAGAAAGUGCUUGCGUCCAAUAUCAAGAUAAAAGGUGGCAUGUUGAAUGUUUACAUUGUACCAAAUGUAAUAAAAACUUACAAGCUUAUGAUGGUGUUGCUGAUGCUUGUUACAAUUCUAAGACCAAUUGGGUAUUGUGUGCGCAAUGUGCUAUGGAUGAUCCAGAUGCUAAAGGUGGAUUUAGAUCGGUCUCAAAGUUGUUGCAAUUGGGUUACUUGCUGAAGAUUGCAAUUGUUCGUUCAAAAGCUGUAAUGGACUAUGAAUUUAGCCACAGAAAGAUCAAUAUUGUAAAUGAUCCUCAAUCAGCUGAAAACCAGAACAAUGAACAAAGCUAUAUGAAAACAUUGAAUGACAUUAAAAGAUUGAGAUCCACCAGACAAAACACCAGAAUCACCAAUUUUGAACGAGAAAAUGCAAGAAAAUCAGUUGUUAUUGAAACCACAGAGUUUAACUCGAAUGAUGAUCUCCAAAAACCAAAUCAGCUGAACAGUCAGUUUAUGUCUAGUGAGGAAAAUGUUACCAAACAAAAGAUAACUGUUGAAGAUGAACCUAUGGGACCUUCAUUGAGUAAGAAAAGUUUCAAUAGAGCCACUACAUUCAUCAACAAUCAAAAGGUGCUCACACUUGAUGACAUUCCAAGAAUUGUUGCAGCUGAGCAUGCAAGGGAACUGAGACCCAACACUUAUAAGUUUCACAAUCCACAUCAAGAAAGUAACUUUUCAAAGGAUAUAAAGGCCAAGAGCAACUCAUUACACCGGGGUGCCUCAAGUAUUCAGCAAUCAUCUAAUAUUGAAGGCAAUAAAUCACCAGACUUGGAUAUCAAAUAUUAUUCGCAACUUAGUGAUCAAGAAUAUUUCAUCAUUACUCAUAUUGCUGAUGUUGUUUUAGGUUUUGCAUUGUCAAAAGAUGGUGUGGGUAGGGACGUUGAUGCCACAAAAUUCAUUGACCUGAAGAAAACACCGACAUUCUGGGAGAAGCUUAGACAAAUAGGUAAUUCUGAAAAGAAAAUUGGGGCAUUAUCUAAAGUUUUCGGUGCCGAGUUGAAAGAUUUGACAGCAAAAGCAGGGAUUGAUUCAUCUCAAAGUAAUGGGCCUUCAAAGGUUCGUGUACCAAUGUUGAUUGAUGAUUUAUUAGCUGCAUUAUAUCAAAAAGAUAUGUCUGUUGAAGGUGUUUUCAGAAAAAAUGGUAACAUUAAAAGACUAAAAGAAAUCACAAAUGAGAUUGACAUCAAUCCUUCUAAAGUUCCAGAUUUGUUAAAUGAAAAUGCUGUUCAAUUAUCUGCACUUUUGAAGAAAUUUUUAAGAGAAUUACCAACCCCAUUGUUGACUUUUAAGCUUUACGAUUUAUGGAUUUUGACUCAAAAGGUGAAAGAUGACGUGUUGAAACGUGUUUUGAUUGAAAUCAGCUAUUCGUUGCUUCCAAAGGCUCACAGAGAUUUGGCUGAGGUGCUUUUAUUCUUCUUCAUGUGGACUUCAUCAUUUUCGCAUCUUGAUGAGGAAAGUGGUUCUAAGAUGGACAUUCAUAAUUUGGCAACAGUUCUUUCACCAAACAUUUUGUAUGCAAAGCCAGCUGAGAUUCCUCGCCCAUCAUCAAACGGUGAGGGUGAAAAUUACUAUCUUGCUAUUGAGGUGGUGAAUUACUUGAUUGAACACAAUGAACAGCUAAGCAUUGUUCCAAGCUAUCUAUUAGAAAUUUAUAAGUUGUGCAAAUUUGAAAAAGUGGAUCAUCUGACUUCUAAGGAUAUAUUCCUCAGAGUCGAAUCUGUUUUGAAAUCCAAACCA
This is a messenger RNA of Hansenula anomala, 2973 nucleotides long. It is a transcript of the gene LRG1, whose product is annotated as GTPase-activating protein LRG1. The annotation marks the transcript as partial. Gene Ontology annotation, cellular component: cytoplasm. Gene Ontology annotation, biological process: actin cytoskeleton organization; signal transduction. Lineage: Eukaryota; Fungi; Ascomycota; Saccharomycetes; Phaffomycetales; Wickerhamomycetaceae. The transcript has 2 exons. The record is from RefSeq and is a predicted model, not a curated record.